UGUGGUGAGAGGCGUCUGUGAAGAAGCACGUUCGGGUAGUUUUAUUAAAAUUUGCCUAAAUAAAGAACUCUCCAUAUUAACAACUCAACGAACAAAAAAGGAUGGCUACCGACUCAUGGGCCCUUGCUGUGGACGAACAAGAAGCUGCCGCCGAAUCGCUUGGUGGCCUGCAAAUAAAAGAAAAAGACGAGACGUCAAAAGCUGAAGCAAACGGAACAGCAAAGACAGAGGAGGAUGGCGACAAACCAGAUGAAGAUGACAAAGAGGACAAAGCGGCGCAGUCCCUAUUGAACAAGCUAAUCCGCAGUAACCUCGUCAACACCACCAAUCAAGUAGAAGUUUUACAGAGAGACCCCAACUCUCCACUCUACUCUGUGAAGUCAUUCGAAGAGCUAAGACUGAAACCCCAGCUGCUUCAGGGUGUGUAUGCCAUGGGCUUCAACAGACCCUCCAAAAUCCAAGAGAAUGCCUUGCCCAUGAUGCUUGCAGAACCCCCACAGAAUCUGAUUGCCCAGUCCCAGUCUGGCACAGGUAAAACCGCUGCCUUUGUCCUGGCUAUGCUGAGUCACGUGGACCCCGCCCAUAAGUGGCCUCAGUGUCUGUGUGUCUCCCCCACCUACGAGCUAGCCUUACAGACCGGCAAGGUCAUCGAGCAGAUGGGGAAGUUUUACCCGGAAGUCAGACUGGCCUAUGCCAUCCGAGGCAACAAAUUGGAGCGAGGGAUGAAGAUCCAGGAGCAGAUCGUCAUCGGGACCCCCGGCACGGUGCUGGACUGGUGCCUCAAGCUCAAGUUCAUCGACCCCAAGAAGAUCAAGGUGUUCGUGCUGGAUGAGGCCGACGUCAUGAUCGCCACCCAGGGCCACCAGGACCAGAGCAUCCGCAUCCAGAGGAUGCUGCCCAAGGACUGCCAGAUGCUGCUGUUCUCGGCCACCUUUGAGGACUCGGUGUGGAGGUUCGCCCAGCGGAUCGUGCCCGACCCCAACAUCAUCAAGCUGAAGCGCGAGGAGGAGACCCUGGACACCAUCAAGCAGUACUACGUGCUGUGCAACAACAAGGAGGAGAAGUUCACGGCGCUCUGCAACAUCUACGGAGCCAUCACCAUCGCCCAGGCCAUGAUAUUCUGCCACACUCGGAAGACAGCAGGCUGGCUGGCUGGAGAGUUGUCCAGAGAGGGCCACCAAGUGGCGCUGCUGAGUGGGGAGAUGGUGGUGGAGCAGAGAGCUGCAGUCAUCGAGCGCUUCCGAGAGGGCAAGGAGAAAGUGUUGGUCACCACCAACGUAUGCGCCAGAGGAAUUGACGUGGAGCAGGUGUCUGUGGUGAUUAACUUUGACCUCCCGGUGGACAAAGAUGGAAACCCCGACAACGAGACCUACCUGCACAGGAUCGGCCGCACAGGCCGGUUUGGCAAGAGGGGGCUUGCGAUCAACAUGGUGGACAGCAAACACAGUAUGAAUAUCCUCAACCGGAUCCAGGAACAUUUUAACAAGAAAAUAGAGAAAUUGGAUACAGAUGACCUUGAUGAAAUUGAGAAAAUCGCCAACUGAGGAUCUUGAAGCCACUUGGCCCUGCCCACUACUACUCACCAAUGGGAAUACUUUUCUGCAGAUGUUGGACUAAGUUACCUCAUAUCAGAUUUUUGCAGUUGGACUGAAAGUAACUGUAGGGAAUUAUUUUAUUUUGGAAACAAUGACAAAAACUUAAGUAGAAGGAAUGUUUACAUGAAGAUGCUACAAUUAGGUCUUAGCCUAGCCUUAAAAGAAAAGUGUUUUAAACUUCAGGUCACUAACUAAAUGCCAAAUAGAUUCAAUUCUGAGUGAGCAAGAUAUUUUGGGUUAGGGUUGAUUUUUUUUUUUUUGGUUUUCUUAUUUUCCUUGGUUUUAACUGAGUGACCACAGAUGAUGAGAGCUGUUCUUGAGUCCUGUGUCUGAUGAUCUAUUGUCUAUUGAUCGGUCAUCAGUGGACUCUUGGAGGACAUUUCUGUGUGCGCAGCUGGUCACAGACAACAGUAUCACAUAAAAAAAAAAGUUUGCAUUAGCCAAAGUCAUAAAAACUAAUUUGUUGUUGUUUUGACACUCCCAGGAAAUAAAUUAAGGAUAUGUCUUAUUUUUUCAAAAACUGAAGCAGAUUGUCAAUAUGAGGACAAAUACUUGGAGAGAACUUCAGCAAACUGGGAAACUGGAAAAAAAGAUUGAAGAGUCUGAGAUGUUUUUCAAAAAUGGCUCUCAAUGUUUUUGAAGCCCUCAUGCUCUUGAAGGACGAGCAUCCACAAUCCCAGUUCAUACUUGAAAUAGCUCAAUAGGAGAUAAAAUUCAUAAGCUUCUAAUGCAAGGGAAGCUUGGGGUGAUUGAUGUUUUUUUUCUUCUUCUUCAUAUAGUGUGGCGAGGCAAAAUGUUGCAUGGCACUAACAAAGCAAAGCGUUUGCUUGUUUUGAGUUCAAUUCAUUAGGCCUAAUCAAAUGGUAGACUUCGGCCACUAUGUGAAUCUGUCUGAUGCUUAAUCUAAUUCUGCAGCAACAAUCAAAACGAUUCUCUGGCACUCUUAGCUGGUUUCACGUCUGUCAGAUUAAUAUGAUUGAUCAGUUUUCCUCAUAAAGUCAGAUUUGCACAUCAGUGCAACAGCACACCACACAGAAACAUAAACUAUGCAGUUCUGAAUCGCUGACACACCUAGAAAUGGAGGUUAUGGCCAUGGCUGUCUUAGUAAAUGGCACCAAUUAAUAAAACAUUCCUUUCGCUUCAUAUUUCAUAGGUGAAUCAGGAUCGUACUUUAAUCCUAACUACUUUCAGCUGAAGAUGGUGGGGGACAAUUGCUUCAUAACAAUAGCAAAUAAUAUAAAAUUAAUUUCUGCAAAGACUCUUAAAUUUUCAUGCAUAGCACCUUUUUUUCUGAUGUGGUUGGUGUGCAUGGUGGAGGAACUUAAAAGGGGAAGGUGUUUCUCUGGUUUUUGAAAGCUACAUUCAAUUCAGUUUGUUCAGUUUUACUCUCAUAAGAUCGCUUCAGAUUGACAGGACAGUUUUUGUUCCGCUAACAAUUGUGGAAUUGUAUUUUUUUCUUGUAAUAUUGGCUAGCAAAUUCUGUUCAAAGACAGGAACACAGACACUUUUACCAAGUAAAAAUAGGAGUAUAAAAAUGUACAGUAUGAGAAAAUAAUACCUAAAAUGUUAGGAAGUGCACCCUAUUUCGCUGAUUUGGGGGGAAAAAGGCUUUACUGAACAAAAUGCCAUCAAUUCGUGUUACAAUUUUAUUUUUUACUGCGGUGUGUAUGCAUUUCAUUUGGUCUGUAAUUGGAUACCUACUGUAUUUAUCAGAUGUUAUGAGAGUGCUUGAGUGAAAUUAGUUUUAAAAGCCUAUCUUUACCAUAGCUAUGAAACCCAUAAACAGCAGCUCUUAUAGUACUUUUCACUCACACUUGCUGCCUUUAUGGUUUUAUGGUUAUUUCUAAAUCAUAUUUGUUGUAAUAAAGAAUAUCUACUCAUGGACAGAUUUUUUUACUGUCUUUUCUUAUUUUGAGGUAGUGUACUUGCAUAGGAGGAUUUGGUUAGUUGUUUCUGAAGGUUUUGGUCUCCCUUUCAGUGGAGCAGAUUAUGCCUGUCUUGUGAUAAAUAAAUAAAACCAGCUAGAAUUUGCCUGAGAGAUUUUUAUCCGUUCUCUCAGUUAGCACUGCUAUAUCUGUAUGGCCCUUCAUGUUGAAUUCAGACCAGCCAUAUGAGUAAGUACAGG
Megalops cyprinoides (Indo-Pacific tarpon) is the source of this 3720-nucleotide messenger RNA. RefSeq names its product ATP-dependent RNA helicase DDX19A. Gene Ontology annotation, cellular component: cytoplasmic stress granule; nucleus. The transcript has 12 exons. The record is from RefSeq and is a predicted model, not a curated record. Lineage: Eukaryota; Metazoa; Chordata; Actinopteri; Elopiformes; Megalopidae. Gene Ontology annotation, biological process: poly(A)+ mRNA export from nucleus. Gene Ontology annotation, molecular function: ATP binding; RNA binding; RNA helicase activity. Bases 102 to 1544 code for a protein of 480 amino acids.